Molecule: messenger RNA, 941 nt
Organism: Aspergillus aculeatus ATCC 16872
Lineage: Eukaryota; Fungi; Ascomycota; Eurotiomycetes; Eurotiales; Aspergillaceae
Product: NAD(P)-dependent oxidoreductase
Exons: 3
Coding region: 5-910 (301 amino acids)
Molecular function (GO): NAD binding; oxidoreductase activity, acting on the CH-OH group of donors, NAD or NADP as acceptor; NADP binding
Source: RefSeq, a predicted model, not a curated record
CGGCAUGUCAUCAAACCUCCAGCGAUACUUGCAAGCAAAAGACUUGCCUCCGCUUCGAUACAGCAACAGGACCAUUGCCAAAGGAGAUGCUCUUCGUGAUGCAGGGGCUGUACCUGAAGAAGAGUUCGGUGCACUAGUUCAGAAAUCAGAUGUCAUUUUCACAAUGAUCUCCACCGACGAUGUUUUGAAAGACCUGUUGGAAACGGCUGCGGCCACGAGGAUCUCCCUCGAGGGUAAAAUCUUCGUUGACACGUCCACUAUUCACCCAGACACAUCCGAAUGGGCAGCGAGGCAUCUCAAGGACCACGGUGCGACAUUCAUUGCAGCACCCGUGUUCGGCGCAAGUCCCGUAGCAGCUGCUGGAAAUCUCAUAUUCGCUAUGGCUGGUCCUACUGGAGCAGUCGAGAGAGUCCGACCUCUAAUCAUGGAUGUCAUGGGACGCAGUAUUAUUGAUAUGGGAGAAGAUGUGCGGAAAUCGAGCCUCCUCAAAAUCUCAGGGAACAUCCUCGUCAUCAGCUUCAUGGAGGUCAUCGCUGAAGCACAGGUGUUCGCCGAGGUCGUAGGAGUCGGCACCCAGCAGAUGGAAGACUUUAUUGGAAACAUGUUUGGGCCGGUAUUGCAAAGUUACAGCAGACGCAUCACGAGUGGAGCCUAUGCACCUCCUAUAGACACAGCGCCUGGGUUCGCCGCCGCGCUCGCAUGUAAGGACAUGAAACAUGCUCUGUCUAUUGCUGACAGUAGUAAUGCCCGCCUAUGCACGCUCGAAACGGCGUCUAAACGACUGAACACUGCACGCGAGUAUGCCGGCGAGAAUUUGGAUAGCUCGGCUAUCUACGGCAUUGCCCGGCUAGAGGCGGGGCUGUCAUUUUGGAGUGCGAAUAGUCGGCAGGGAAAUGAAUCUCUUACCUAGUAUAGUUCGUGUCAAAAUCUUAAACAAUCUU